AUGUUUUGCAAGCCCGCCCUCAUCGUUCGUGCAUAUCUUAAAAAUGGCAGCAGCAGAAAGUGAGAAAGUGGAAGGAACGAUGACCAGUCCGGCUGAAGAAAAACCCUCAAAGGAAUCAUUAAGUCAGAUGGUGGACAGUGAAAGUAAAGAUGACGUAGAUCUCGAUGAGUUAUUGGACAGUGCCUUGGGUGAUUUUGACAAGCCUUUGCAACCAGCAUCCUUAGAAGAACCAGAUGUUGGUAAAUCAAGUCCAGGGCUUAAUAUUCUAACUACAUCCAAAGAACAGGACGUUGAAAAGAAGACGGAAAGUGAUGGAGCAAAGAAGGAAGAGAAACAGACAAAAGAGGGACCCCAACUUCCACCAAGCCAAGAUGCGCUCUUUGAAGCGCUCUUCAACGACAGUCCAGCAGGUCAGCAAUCUGCUGCAGAGUUUGAGAACGUCCUCUCGGGGCUGAUGGCGGAGCUUGGUCAGGGAUUCGGAGGCGAUCCUCAGAUGGCUUCGGAGAUGCAGAAGAUGUUUGAGACGAUGGCUGCAGGAGCUGGUGCCAUGCCUAACCCUGCAGGGGCUCCAUCAGGGACUCCUGCACCCGCUGCUGGUAACACAAGUGAAUCCAACACAACUCAAAACCCAGAAGAUGUGACAUCAACUCUUGCAGAUACUCUCAACAGAUUAGCACAGAAUGCAAAGGACCUACAGGAUGGUCAAGUACCUGAUGAAGAAUUAUUACGAUCGUUUGGAGGUAUGAACCUAGAAGGAGGCAAUGCUGAACUUCUACCAAUGGUUCAGACUAUGAUGCAGAGUCUUCUCUCUAAAGAUAUUCUCUAUCCAUCAUUAAAAGAGGUAGUAGAUAAGUACCAAGGAUGGUUAGAUGAAAAGGAACCGACGCUGAAUAGUGAAGAUCACCAGAGAUACAGUGAGCAACACAGAUUAAUGUCACAGCUUUGUGUGGAGUACGAAGCAGAACAAGACUCGGACAGCAGUUCAGUCAAACAGGAGAGGAUGGCCAGGAUAAUGGACCUUAUUCAAAAGAUGGAAAGCCUAGGACAGCCACCUGCCGAGAUUGUUGGAGAUAUGAACGUUGGUAUGCCCUUUGAUGAGAAUGGUUUACCCCGGAUACCAGGAUUGCCCCAGGGGGAUCAGUGCAGUAUUAUGUAAUCAAUCAUCCAAUUGAACACUUGAAAAUUGACUGGAUAAUAGUGAUGCAGUUCCUUUUAAUGAUGAUUUUAGCAUCUGAGGAUGGUCAACAAUCAUUUGAACACUUGAAAUCGACUGAAGAAUAUUGAUACAGCUCUGUUCCAUGAUGAUUAUGGCGUCUAAGGAUGGGGACCAGUAAUUUGAACUGUGAUUUGUGAACCAUUCUUUAUCAAGCAUAGCAUCAUUCAUGGGUACCCAGAAUGCCACAGCUUAUCAAUAUACACAGGGGCAGUGGGCUAAACUAAAAGUUGACCCCCAAUUUUCCACUGCCCCUAAUGCAGUCAAGUCUGCACAAUUAACCAUCCUGUAGUCAAAUAGUGUUGGAAGUCAAAGCAAUUAUUCAGAACCGACUCAGAGGAGCGUUUCUUCAACUUCUUUCUUGGUUUUGAUUGGAUGAGAAGCACCGUUACUAUGGUAACUGUCGGCAUAAACAGACUUUGUUGGAUAACAAGUCCUUUCAUUAUGUCUCGCAAAGAGUUAAAUGUGACUUUAUGUCAUGGUUGAGUGCCAAUGCGUACAUAUAACACUCAAUCUCAUUGAUAAAUACAUGGUUUAUAGCGCACAUACUCUGAGCAUCAUUUGACCAAUGCCGUGAGGGCUUAUAUAUCACAUGCAACGGAGAGUCGAAUCGAUGUUAAGUUACACUUAAAUCUUUCUGAAACACCAGCCUGAUUAAGUAAUAGAUAAAUUGUUCACCUCUUCUAAGCAGGGAUGCAGUCCACGCCGGUCUCAAGGCCACUUUUUGCCGGCCUCUUCCCGAGUCACAUGUUCUGAUUGUAUUGAAGGAUUUUUUCCAGCGUGACUCUGAAGUUCCGGCCUCGACUACAUCCCGGUUCCUCAGUCAAAUUUUCCUCCAAGUUAGACUUAUUUCUGUACGGUGCCAAAUGGUUUGACUUGACUGGAGUUAGCUGUAAAUGCAAGUAAUAA
Messenger RNA from Lytechinus variegatus (green sea urchin), 2122 nucleotides. Its product is annotated as peroxisomal biogenesis factor 19-like. Gene Ontology annotation, biological process: protein import into peroxisome membrane. Gene Ontology annotation, cellular component: peroxisome; peroxisomal membrane. Lineage: Eukaryota; Metazoa; Echinodermata; Echinoidea; Temnopleuroida; Toxopneustidae. The transcript has 8 exons. The record is from RefSeq and is a predicted model, not a curated record. Bases 44 to 1156 code for a protein of 370 amino acids.